AUGGACGCCAGAACUCAACCGGGAUAUGUUACUCAUUUGGAACACUCAAUACCAGCGCAACCUCAACGAAAGAACAAGUCAUUGAAGCUCAAUGCUAGCUUGCAUCAAGGAAAAGGUGAUACUUCUCAGUCUGAACUGAAAACCCUCAGACUCAUAUCCGGCAAGAACCCCAGUCAUACGGGCUAUCCCUUUGUUCGACGUCUCCUUGAUUCAUUUCAGUUCCAACAUGAGUCAAGAAAAUGUCAGACUUUGGUAUUUGAGCCUCUAAGAGAGCCCCUUUGGCUUUAUAAAACCAGGUUCAUAGGGGAUACUAUACCCUCAGAUGUCUUGAAAAUCAUGGUUCAAAUGAUUCUCCAGGGGCUAGAUUAUCUCCAUACCGAGUGCCAUGUUAUACACACAGACUCAUCAAUAUUGGCGAAGGAUGCUGAGGAUGAAUACAAAAACCCACUCCCACAAAAGACCUACCACGAUGGGCGUACUAUCUACUUAUCACGAAAUAACUACGGACUGACUAGCAAGACUACUGGAAUGAUUCAGAUCACAGGUUUUGAUCUAUCUGUUAGGGGUGACAGGCCCAAUUUUGGGUGCAUACAAGCAGAAAUAUAUCGUGCACCAGAAGUCAUUCUCGAUGCUGGCUAUUCAUAUAGUGCUGAUAUAUGGAACCUUGGCGUUAUGGACAUUGAUCCACUUCAUGUCGGUUGCUAUAAUGAGCAGAACCACUUUGCACACAUAAUAGCACUACUCGGACAGCCUCCAAAGAAAUUAUUGGACACUGGUAAACGAACAUCACGUUUCUACGCACUAUCAGGCAUGCUAAGACAGAGAAUGUUUAUAGAAUUUAUCCGAACGAUGAUCAAAUGGAAUCCACAAGAACGAAGCACGGCAAGGGAGUUACUUCAGGAACCGUGGCUUCAUACUGGUCUGAGAAAAAUUGUUGUCUAA
Molecule: messenger RNA, 942 nt
Organism: Aspergillus eucalypticola CBS 122712
Lineage: Eukaryota; Fungi; Ascomycota; Eurotiomycetes; Eurotiales; Aspergillaceae
Product: kinase-like protein
Exons: 5
Coding region: 1-942 (313 amino acids)
Biological process (GO): protein phosphorylation; regulation of mRNA processing; spliceosomal complex assembly
Molecular function (GO): protein kinase activity; ATP binding
Source: RefSeq, a predicted model, not a curated record